CACACUUGCAGUGAAGCCCAACGGCCGCGGCGGCCCGCGUUCUCCGAGUGUUUGUAAAUUGUAAACAUCCUUGCAAAGCUCGCUGAUCGUUGCGUUUUACAAGGAAAACUGGUAUACCCCUCGGUUUAUUAAGACGCCGGAGGCCUUACAAAACAAAUACAGAAAAUGAACACGUUCCAGCCAGGAGCUGCGGUGGCACCAUGUUCCAAAGUCGAGCUCAGUAUUUCAUGCAAAAAUUUAAGAGACACAGACGUCACGUCCAAGUCGGAUCCCAUGUGUGUGGUGCUGAUGUGCCGAGGUGGCAGCCAACAAUACUCGGAGAUCGGACGGACAGAAGUCAUCAAGAACACUCAGGAUCCCGAUUUCAUCAAAAAGUUCACCGAGGACUACUACUUUGAAGAGAGCCAAAAGAUGAGAUUCGAGGUGUAUGACGCCGACUCCAAAAGCCAGAGACUCGAAGACCAUGAUUUCCUUGGUAGCAUGGACUGCACGCUGGGCGAAAUCGUUUCGGUUCAGGGAAGCAGGUUCAUCAGACCUCUCACGAAUCCCAGUGGCAACAAAAAGCUUGGGAGCAUUACAGUGAUUGCUGAAGAAGUGAGCUCUUGCAGGGAAGUGGUGACAAUGCAGUGGUCAGCCAAGAAGCUGGACAAGAAAGAUUUUAGGGGAAAGUCUGACCCCUUUCUGGUCUUCCUCAAGUCCAACGAAGAUGGGAGCUUCACGACGGUGCACAAGACUGAGGUGGUCAAGAACAAUCUGAGUCCCACGUGGCGGCCGUGCGUGAUCAAGAGCACCACGCUUUGCAGCGGGGACCCUGACCGGCCCCUGAAGGUGCAGUGCUACGACUGGGACAGCGACGGCAGCAGCCAUGACCUCAUAGGGGAGUUCUCCUGCACCCUACGGACCCUGCAGAAGGGUCCCUGUGCUGAAAAUGUCUACCAGUGCAUCAAUCCAAAGAAGACGUCUAAGCAAAGCUACAAAAACUCCGGCACUGUGACACUGAUGAACUGUGCAGUGCAUGAGCAGGCAACUUUUCUGGACUACAUCCAAAAAGGGACGCAGCUGCAUUUCACGGUGGCGGUAGACUUCACGGCCUCCAAUGGCGACCCCCGCACACCCCAGUCGCUGCACUACAUGGGCCAGCAGGCCAACGUCUACACGCUCGUCAUCCAGGCGGUGGGAGACAUCAUCCAGGACUAUGACGCCGACAAGAUGUUCCCUGCGCUCGGCUUUGGCGCCCGCCUGCCACCCACCGGCGAGGUGUCCCACGAAUUUUUCCUGAAUGGCAAUCCCAGCAGCCCAUACUGCCCUGGCGUGCAAGGGAUCCUGGAGGCCUACCAGCGGACGCUGCACACGGUUCAGCUCUACGGACCCACCAACUUCUCUCCCGUCAUCAACCACGUGUCGAGGUUUGCCACAUCGUACCAGGACGGUCGGCACUACUUUGUGCUUCUCAUCAUCACGGACGGAGAGAUUACGGACAUGGCGCACACCAAGGACGCCAUAGUUCGCGCCUCUGCGCUCCCCAUGUCCAUUAUCAUUGUCGGCGUUGGCAAUGCCGAUUUCGGCGCCAUGAACGAGCUCGACGGUGACAACGUACGCAUCACCUCACAAGGCCGCGUUGCGGAACGGGACAUUGUUCAGUUUGUGGCAUUUCGCGAUUUCCUGGGCAACCAAAACCCAGUGGAGUCCAAGGCACGGCUGGCUAAGGAAGUGCUGGCGGAGGUGCCAAACCAGCUCGUGGCUUACAUGGAGAAGCGUGGUUUCCGACCUGGCAACCCCGUGUAACGGCCCAUGUUGUAGCAUUCACAGCCGUUCCCAUCUGCCCGUCCCACCUGUCUGAAAAUUUUUUUUCUGGCAGGCACUGCCACAUGCAUUGGCAUUAAUGCUCUCUAAGAGUGGGUUGAAGUAGAGCCGCUAGACAAGCUAAGUUUUGAGUAUCGGCCCUUUGUUCCUCGAGUUUUCCGUAAGUGCCGCCAUUUUGUUGCCUUGUGCAGAUGGGGCGCGAUUGGUAAUAGUUGAGAUUCGAAAAUGCGCCUUUAUUAAUUGUAUAAGGGGUUCGGGAAGCUUGGGUGAUAUUACUUUGCUCCGUCGCAGACUCUUUUAACAUUUCUGGAGGACGGAAGAGUGUUUCCUGCGUUUCCAGAUAGAACUUCGGAUUAACUGGCAACUGGUUUGAGCAACAAGAUGGCCAAAGCGUCGUUACUGUGAAGCGUAGCUUAGUUAGUGGCUCUACGUUGAAGAACUCUCCACCGACUCAUUGUUAUGUUUUGCCUUAGUACUUCUUUGCCUCUAGUCCGAUCUACAAAGUAGGAGCAAUUGGCAUGUGUCAAGUAGGUCAAGCCAUUCUCAGGGCAGAAUACGGCUACCGUAAAAUAUCGAGCAAGCGCCCAUUCAAAAUUUGAAGAUAAUCGAGAAAAAAUAGGGGAUGGAUGCACGUGAGAUCAUCAAUUUUACAUAUGUAUGUACUGUGCAUAUUAUUUUUUCAGAUGUUUCAAAUUUUGGGGGUGGGCACUUAGCGCAGAAUGGGCGGAUGCAUAGUAUUCUACAAUAUAUUAGAGAGAGUUUCAGUAGACCAUUUUCGGUAUUCCUGAUAUAUAUUUUGUACACUAUGUUUGCUAUCUCUGUGGUGUGAGCAAAGUGAUCCAUUUUUUACUAUAAUUGUACUAUACGUAUGGCAUUUACCGGCUUAACAUGUAGCAACGUCAAAUGUACUGCAAACACAAUGUAGAAGAACCUGUCCGUGGCACAGAUAUGGAUGUUGCGAAGGGUUGCAAAGUAUGUUUACGACACUAGUACAGGUAUUUGAGGUGCUAAUAAAACAAAAAUUAUUUUCUAAAAAAAAAAAAAGACUUUAUUAUAGACAGGUUUUGCUUUAUUGAGAUGCCACAAAUGACUCACCAAAGCACUCCUGGUUACAGCCUUCAACUUUGUUGUCACGAUCAACUCGGUGACAGAAACUGACAGUCCGUUCCGAAAAACCAGGCACCGACGCUUGCUUCUGCUACUCGCUACGUGAGGUUUCGCAACGUCAGACAUGAUGUGAGAGUAUACAUUUAUGUUCUUCAAACUCUGCGUCAUCUCCCCAGACUGAAUUGAGAAACCAGGUUUAUUACCACCCAAGCACAUCAUUUGCAAGGUGCUUUUUUUUUUUUAGAUGCCUUAUGGUUGUUGACGGGACUAGAACAGCAGAGAGGUCCUUCAAUUGGACACAUCUCCAGCGUGAUCCUCCUGCCUUUGGUGAUGCUUCGGCGUCCUGUAAGCCUCGAGCAUGCACUUGCAGCCAAAGCACAGUGGAAGGCAAACUGCGCAUGCUGGAGGCCAGGCGUCGGAAAGAGACGACCUGGCGCUCUCAUUCUGUUGGUUACUAUAUAUAUAUAGACAGAAAGCAUUGUUGACUAUAUGCUAGCUGCUUCUCUCUAGCUAUUCAAUUGCAUUUCUUUUAUCCAGUCAUUGUAUGCAUAGCUGUCCUUGUUAUAGAGGGGCUUUUUGGUUGUGAUGGACCAAACAAUGCAUGUUUUUGGUGACACUACGUCGCUGCGCAAAGAGGACACCCUUUUUGGUCAGUUCUCCUUUUUGUCGCAUUUUGAAACCUCGGUGAUAAGUUUUGUUUGUUACGGUUGUUCGCAGUUAUUUCUCUUUAGUAUGUCUCCUCCUCACCAUUUAUUAAAAAUGAUUUUAUUAGUUGUUUUAUUGUCAUAUUGUGUAUUAAUAUUUUAUUUUAUUUUUUAGGGGGCAAGGGGUACGCACGGAUGAAGCAGCAAUAUGGGCUGAAAGGGCAGUCGAUGCACAGGAAAUUGAAAGGCCUUCAGUGUUUUUUUCCUUAUUUCGUUUACUUCACUUCAUUAUUACCAUAUUAGCACGCCCGGUUAUUGCCGUCUUAGAUUCUGUUGCGUCCUUCUCCCCAAAUUUGGCCUUUGUGGAGGCUCGUCGACACCCGUUUCAGUGGUUUGACGUCUAGGUAAGACGAGAGAAAGUCAGCAGUGGCGGCUGUAAUCUAGCACGUGUCCAAAGCGUCUAUUACACUAGACUACUGAGAUGAAUUGGCAAGCUUAUACUAAUGAAAACGAAGAAAACCAAUAAGAACACAUGGCAUAUGUUCUUGUUUGCAAUUCAGUUCAGCAUUUCAGAGAGAAUGCUCAAUUACAGAAAUAAGAUCAAUGCUGGGUGCCUGAAAAUGAUCCACCACCACAACCCCUUGUGGCUCAAGCUUAUUUCUGUCUUACACUGAAGGAGUCAAAUCUUUUCGUACUGCAUGUAAUGAAUGUGCAUUGCUCUCAGACUUUCCAAUCGCCGACCAAAACUUGUAGGCAUGUGCCUCUGUGUAUUCUUUAGCCACGUCGCUGCUUUGUUGUCCCAUUUUCUGUGGAAAGAUAUAUUUGACGUCGUCUGUGCGACGGUCGGCUGCAACGCCGAUUGAGUUUGUGUCAGAUCCUAUCAAUAAAGCAUGUAUGUUUUGUUA
Ixodes scapularis (black-legged tick) is the source of this 4459-nucleotide messenger RNA. RefSeq names its product copine-8. The record is from RefSeq and is a predicted model, not a curated record. Gene Ontology annotation, cellular component: plasma membrane. Gene Ontology annotation, molecular function: calcium-dependent phospholipid binding. Gene Ontology annotation, biological process: cellular response to calcium ion. The transcript is spliced from 18 exons. The coding region runs from base 166 to 1785 and encodes 539 amino acids. NCBI's taxonomy places the organism in Eukaryota, Metazoa, Arthropoda, Arachnida, Ixodida, Ixodidae.